ACCGCGUUUUAUGCAUGCGCAGCGAUAAUUGUUGAUGAAGAUUUCAUUUGUUUGAAAACUUAUUUACAGAAAUAUUGCAAAAUGGUCUUAUUAAGUAAUAUUUUUAAGACUAGAUGGAUAAAAUCCUCACAAACUUCUGUCUUAAGAUAUCAAUAUUUCUCUACAUCAAGAUAUCUUACUUCUACUUUGAUAAAGAAUACAAAAAGUUUUCAAAAAUUUAAGUUAAAACAGGCGAGAAUGCAGCGCAAUGAUGGAGUUCCUGUAUUCUUAAAAGCUGGUUUACGUGAUAAGAUUUUAUUUAAUUUAACAUUAGGUUUAGUUUUAUUUGAAACUAUUGAAAGUAUUCGGACAAUAUGUGAACUCAUUAAAAAUACAUAAAUUCGUUUUUGGUAA
Polistes canadensis is the source of this 393-nucleotide messenger RNA. RefSeq lists its product as uncharacterized. Gene Ontology annotation, biological process: mitochondrial electron transport, cytochrome c to oxygen. The transcript is spliced from 3 exons. Bases 82 to 378 code for a protein of 98 amino acids. The record is from RefSeq and is a predicted model, not a curated record. NCBI's taxonomy places the organism in Eukaryota, Metazoa, Arthropoda, Insecta, Hymenoptera, Vespidae.